This is a messenger RNA of Stylonychia lemnae, 2394 nucleotides long. The record is from the annotation of a GenBank genome assembly. Lineage: Eukaryota; Ciliophora; Spirotrichea; Sporadotrichida; Oxytrichidae.
AUGAAUAGGAGGGCUAGCUAAUUAUCCUAUCAAUAGACAACUUCAUCUUUUCAGAAUGUGGUGAAGACUUAAGGAGGUAUGCUCCCUCCAAAGCAUCCGUUUAAUAUUCAACUGAAUGGAUCUGUUUUAACUAAUUAAUCUACAAUGAAGCUUCCAACUUUGAAUAAAUAAUCUGGUCAGCUUCAGUCACUUUAAUAAUCCAAUUAAUCUUUUAAUUCCAGUGGGAUUAAUAUUUCAAGUAUACUGAAAAAGACUGACUCCUCUUUUGCUCAUGAUCACUCAGAACUCAAUAAAAGUAAUCUAAAUAUGAGUAUGAAUAAAACAAAAAUGUUCGAUUAUCAGAAUAAGGUUUCGACAACUCCUCUUUAAAGCUAGAAAAAUCUCCAAUACCAAUUCAAAUUUUUAGAAGGUCAUGCUAAUUCAGCUGGCCCUAGAAUUUAAACACGAAAUAUGACUUUGGAAUCUCUAACUUCUGGUGGAUCAAAUAAAAAUGCCCUUAGCGCUAGUAUGAAUACUACAUAGCGAGAGCAGAAUUUAGGGUUGAAUAAAAUAAUAUCACAUAAAAAUACAGUUAGUCAAAAUAUUGAAGCAAAUUUACUUAACAAGCUCAAAGGAUAUGCUUAAGCAUCAGUCUCGACUGAAGGAGACAUCAAGCCAAGACAGCCAGAUUACAAUUCAGCUUUCAAUCUUAAUAAAGAGGGCAAUGAAUUUAAUGGGUAUUCUGCGAAUCUCAAUCAAAGUAUCGCGCAUAACUUGAGCUUAAAUAGGAAAAUAUCUCCAACAAAUAGCACUCUCAAUAUCUCAGUCAAUUAAUAAAACUAAUCAAAGUUGUUUACUUCUCUUACACCAAAUUAUAGUAGCAACCCUUAUAUAAAAUCUACUAUAUUUAAUCCUGCUAAACCUCCAUCAGCAGUGAUAGGGGAGAAAACAAAAAGAAUGUUUAUGGAGAGUUUGGAUUAAGCUUCUUAGGCUGUAGACGAAUCUCAGACAACUCAAUCUUUCUCAAAUCUCCAAUCCAGAUAACUCUUAAGUUAGAAAUCAUCUUCAACAUCUUUAAAUUCAAAUAUGAAUACAAUAGCCAAUUUGAACAUGGAAAGAAGUAUAUUUCAACUGCAAAUGAAGCAAGGCAAUUCAAGUCAUGAAGUAACUCGAUAAAAUUCUGGAGAUAGACAAGAAAUGGUGAACACAGUAAUAAAUACGAAACCACCAUUAUCUAAACAGAGCCCAAAUACUCAAUAACAUAAAUAUUAGAGAUAAACUUUGUAGAGUAGCAGUCAAAACAAAGAAUCCUCUUUAAUAACUUUAAAAAAAAUCAGUGAAAUUAACACUUUUCAAGAUGUGAUAAAAGCAUACAAGCCAUUGAUUUAAAGUAGCUAAAACCAAUCUACAGAUAUAUCAAUUUAGCAGUCCUAGAUAGAUCCAGAAAACUCAGGAUCUCAAUAUUCUUUUUAAAAAUAUCAUCCUGCUUUUAAUAAAACUAGAAAUACGAUGCCUCUCAACUUUGAAUCAUCUCAAAAAAUGGAGUAAGAUAAAAAGCAAGCAGAUCAAAAAUUGGCUGAAUAAGAGUUAAAGAAGAAUCUUGAAAAAGAGAAGGCGAUGAAGCAAUUAGGGAGGUAUCAAGUAAUGAAUAUAAAUGAAAAAAUUAUUAAUAAAGAAUCUUAUACUGAAAAGAAAUAAAAAGAGGAUGAAAUACGUAUACUUAUUAAAGAAAGAUUCAAAGAAAAGCUAGUUCAGAAGUGUGUCUUUAUCUAUAAAUGCAGAAAAUACAAAAUUGACAUUGCAAAAUACUUUUCUUAGUAUUGUAUAGCACUCUACAGACAGAUUGAAGAAGAGAAAGAAGCAAGAAAAUAGUUUGAUUUGGUUGUAUCAGAUGAUUCACCAUUGACCAAGAAAAAGAACAAAGUCCUGAAGAUGAAAUAAGAGAUUUCUUAAGGGUAGUAAGAAGAUGUUGAUGAAUUAGUCAGAGAAGAAUACUAGCAGUAAUUUAAAUAAUCUUAUGGAACUUCAAUGUACAACAUGGGAGAUAAUUCACCCUUUCAAGAGCAAUUUUCAAGCAAUUAGAAACUUGGGAAUAAUUAGAUUAAAAGAAUGAAUUUAAGAGAAAAAUUAGCCAAGAGAUUCAAAACAGCUUUAUAAUCAGGAGGCGUCGAAGAAGUAUAAACAGAUCAAGAAAAUGAAGACUUCAACUAAAUCAUAGAAGAUGAAUUUCAAUUUCAAGAUUUAACAGAGGCAGAGAAGCUUAUAAAGAUCAGAUAAUAACAGCUAGACUAAAUGAAUCCAAAGAGAAAUGAGGUGUAAAAUAAUUUACAAAAGAAUUUGAAAUCAGCAUUAUUUUAAGACUUUAAGAGGAAGAAAGCUUAGAUUAAAUUUGUAAAGAAAAAGGUCUUCAAAUGA